Molecule: messenger RNA, 1119 nt
Organism: Schistocerca americana (American grasshopper)
Lineage: Eukaryota; Metazoa; Arthropoda; Insecta; Orthoptera; Acrididae
Product: proline-rich extensin-like protein EPR1
Exons: 3
Coding region: 1-1119 (372 amino acids)
Source: RefSeq, a predicted model, not a curated record
AUGUCUGAGGAAAGUGGAAGUUCAGUGAAAGUGAAAGAAACUGGUUACAUCCUGUUGCAGUAUCCCACAAAUCCCCCAGAAAAACAGGCUGACUACCUUCGUAGCCUGUCCUCCCCCACACUGCCCUUUACUGAUCCACCACCUGUAACCCCUCCACCACCCCUUAACCCUCCACCACCACUUAACCCUCCACCACCCCUUAACCCUCCACCACCCCUUAACCCACCACUACCCCUUAACCCUCGACCGCCCCUUAAAAAUCCACCGCCCCUUAAAAAUCCACUGCCCCUUAAAAAUCCACCGCCCCUUAAAAAUCCACCGCCCCUUAAAAAUCCACCGCCCCUUAAAAAUCCACCGCCCCUUAAAAAUCCACCGCCCCUUAAAAAUCCACCACCCCUUAACCCUCCACCGCCCCCUAACCACCCACCACCUUGUAAACCCCCACUGCCCCAUAACCCCCCUCCAACUGACCCACAACCCCGCCCACUGCCCCUCAACCCCAUCCACUGCCCCUCAACCAGCCCACCACCCCUCAACCAGCCCACCACCCCUCAACCAGCCCACCGCCCCUCAACCAGCCCACCGCCCCUCAACCAGCCCACCGCCCCUCAACCAGCCCACCGCCCCUCAACCAGCCCACCGCCCCUAAACCAGCCCACCGCCCCUAAACCAGCCCACCGCCCCUCAACCAGCCCACCGCCCCUAAACCAGCCUACCGCCCCUCAACCAGCCCACCGCCCCUCAACCAGCCCACCGCCCCUCAACCAGCCCACCGCCCCUCAACCAGCCCACCGCCCCUCAACCAGCCCACCGCCCCUCAACCAGCCCACCGCCCCUCAACCAGCCCACCGCCCCUCAACCAGCCCACCGCCCCUCAACCAGCCCAUCUCCCCUCAACCCGACCAACUCCCCUCAACCCGACCAACUCCCCUCAACCCGACCAACUCCCCUCAACCCGACCAACUCCCCUCAACCCGACCAACUCCCCUCAACCCGACCACCUCCCCUCAACCCGACCACCUCCCCUCAACCCGACCACCUCCCCUCAAGCCGCCCACCUCCCCUCAACCCGACCACCUCCCCUCAACCCGACCACCUCCCCUCAACCCGACCACCUAA